Caenorhabditis elegans is the source of this 927-nucleotide messenger RNA. RefSeq names its product G-protein coupled receptors family 1 profile domain-containing protein (gene srx-59). The record is from RefSeq and is marked reviewed. Gene Ontology annotation, molecular function: G protein-coupled receptor activity. The transcript is spliced from 5 exons. Gene Ontology annotation, cellular component: membrane. Gene Ontology annotation, biological process: signal transduction; G protein-coupled receptor signaling pathway. Bases 1 to 927 code for a protein of 308 amino acids. Lineage: Eukaryota; Metazoa; Nematoda; Chromadorea; Rhabditida; Rhabditidae.
AUGCUUCUCAACGACAUCCAACUCACCGGUUUGGUCCUGUUUCCUGUUGCACUUUUGGGAACAUUUUUCAAUUGGACAGCGGUGUUUGUGUUGCACAAGUUGCCUUCGUUCAAACAUGCUUUUGGGUAUCUUUCUUCAAGUCAAGCGGUCGCUGAUGCAAUUCAUUCGACAUUUUUCAUGCUUUACUUUUGCCCAAUGGUUAUUACAGGCAGCGAGUUUCUAACCGAGUACUCUGAGCACUGCGGAUUCAUUCUCCUUUUCAGUUAUGAACUUUCCGUUCAAAUUCAUCUCGUAAUUUCCUUGAACAGAUUCUUCGCCGUGUGGACUCCAUAUCGUUACAAAACAAUGUUUAGUGAAAGAAACACAAAAAUAAUAAUAUUUCUCAUCUUUAUUCUCACUCUCGGAUUCUCAUUUUCUUUUUAUGAAGUGUUGUGCUCUCUGGAAUAUAAUUUGAAAACUGGGUUCUUCUUCUUCACCGAUACUCCACUAUGUAAUACUAUUGGCUGGUACGCAGAUUUUUGUAAAUACUUUACCAUCAUAGUUUGCAUUGUAUUGAUAGACAUUGCAACUUUGUGGAAAGUGCGAAGUAUUAAUAAAAAGGUACACACAAGUGUCAAUUCACAAACCCACCGAAAAAUGUCUGCUCGUGAAAUCAACUUUCUGAAGCAAACUAUUUUUCAAGGAUUUAUUUUUACUCUAGAACUUGUGUCUUACUUCAUCCUUCCUGCUCAUCUCACAAACAAAUGGGCUAUCUUUUUCGCCACGUCAUUUGCCUGGGUAGCUGUGCAUGCACUCGACGGAUUCAUUAUAAUGGUGUUCAAUCCGGAUGUUAAACGUUACCUAUUCUCUUGUGGCCAUGCGACUCUGCACACAAGUCAAGGAUCUUAUAUUUCGCGUCCACAGGACAUUUCAUCGAAUAAAUUUUAA